Molecule: messenger RNA, 629 nt
Organism: Teleopsis dalmanni
Lineage: Eukaryota; Metazoa; Arthropoda; Insecta; Diptera; Diopsidae
Exons: 2
Coding region: 16-564 (182 amino acids)
Source: RefSeq, a predicted model, not a curated record
AUAGAGAAAUUCGCGAUGUUAAGGACCGUCAAUUUUCUGUUAUGGUGUAUGUUUCUUCAUAUUGUUUGUUGGGGAAAGUCAAACUGGAAUUAUGAACCGUUAAGCGUAGACUUUAUCACAUCUAACCCUGACAAACUGGAUUCUAAGGGCACAGCUGUUCGAAUUUCUCGGGGUAAAUAUGCGUUAAACGGAUUUAUAGAUAUAAAAGAAGAUGUCACAAGUGACUGGAUAGUUGAAUUAUUCGUUUUAAAAAGCGUUGCAGGAAAUAAUAACUACAUUCCGACUCCAUUCAAAAUGCCCGCCUCAAAGUUUGAUGAUUUCAUGACUAAUGUCUAUAAACGUUAUUUAAUGGAGUCCGUACAGAAAUGUGUACCGAAUGCACCAGUUUUUAAAACUUCAUUUGUGCCUCCACUAAAAAAACAGAAGUUUCAAAUUAAUAAAUGUGAGAUAGCAACGAACAAUUUUCCUCACUUGGAACCAGGCUUAUAUAAGCUCGUAUUUCGUGUCAUUAAGCCCUAUGAUAUGAAAUGGGAGAUUAAUGUUAAAAUAUUGGCUGUUAAUUAAUAUUUUUUUUAAAAAUUUAUGUGAAUUAAAAUAUAAUAUGGUUAUUUAAUAAAGUCUUAAGGAGC